Molecule: messenger RNA, 5740 nt
Organism: Magallana angulata
Lineage: Eukaryota; Metazoa; Mollusca; Bivalvia; Ostreida; Ostreidae
Product: solute carrier family 4 member 11-like
Exons: 21
Coding region: 1050-3755 (901 amino acids)
Biological process (GO): transmembrane transport; monoatomic anion transport; monoatomic ion homeostasis
Cellular component (GO): basolateral plasma membrane; plasma membrane
Molecular function (GO): solute:inorganic anion antiporter activity
Source: RefSeq, a predicted model, not a curated record
GGGGGAGUUUGAACUCUAUCUGCUACAGUGUUGUACUAAUUCGCUAAUUAGAUCGUUACUUUUGAAAUGCACUGUAGUCAACAGAUGUGAAAUGAACAAGCUUUCAAUUAGCAGCGAUACAGAAGUAAAGAGUUUUUAGUUGAAAUGAUACUUUAACCACUUGAUAUUUUUUUAUUACUACACGUUGGAAGUGAUCCACAGAAAACCUGGGGGCGGAAAGUCUAGCUGGCAAGUAUAGAGGCGGGGAAAAUAUUUUUAUAUCAUUUGUCACGGUAAACGAUGUCGAUAAACUUCCCUUUCAACUUCCUUUGUUUCCUUGAAGGAGGAAUUUAACGUUUAUUAUGUAAUUGAAAAGGCAAGACCCACAUCGUGUUAAAAUAGCUCCUGUGCUGUAAAAACAUUUUGCUCAAGAAUUUUUGUAAUCCCCUUUCAUUUAGAGAUGCUGAAUUAGAUUAACUUGAUUUAGAAAUUGAUUAAACCGUAAAAUAGAAUUGUUUACCUUCGAUGAUGUCACUGAAUGUAAGACGAAAGGUAAAUUAUUGGGUGCCAUGCACGUCCAUUUUGAGCGUUAGUCACCCCGGCGUGUUGUGAACCCCCUAAGGAUGUGUUUCCUUGUUACGCUUUGUGAACGUUAAUAUAUAUACAAGGUCUGUUUGGUGAUCACUUAUACAUUUGCAUCCUGGCUUGCAGCGGUUGCCAGAUAGAAAAAUAUCAACGGGAUCCGCCGGUGUGUUUUAACAAAGAGAAGGGGUGCAUUGUAUACGUACUGGCUUGAAUCGGAAUUGGCAUUAAACGUGGGAUUUCGGUUCGAUGCCAAUCUAAUAUAUAUACCUGUCUAUUGGAACCAGAUGAUCAGUCGGUGUGAUUUAGGGGGCUUUAAAGGGGCCGUGUAUAUUGCGACACUUGGGUGUUGAGCGAAACACGUGGUCGAUCCGUUACUUUAUACAAGGUGAUUCUUGACGAAAUGGAUAUACACUCUCAAUUAGUGAAUAAGAUCUAAUUAAUAAGUUGGGAACUAAGUGAAGAAGAGGUUUAAUUAAAAUUGAACCAUGGAGAACACUCCAUUAACACAAGAUGUCGAGUUAACUGUGGCCUGCUACAACGAUGAAGGACCACCGCCACCCUACCACCGAAAAAACAGUCAACCCAACCCCGAGUCUCCAGGAACUCUGGCCAUAGACAUGUCGGGAAACACCUUGGUGCCUCCCGGGGAAAGUCUGACCAGUCCGGAGUCCCCACGGAGAAGACACAAGAGUGAUGGGGCUAUUCCAGCAGCCACCCUGAACAGCCAGCCUAGCGGGAAUAACCACCUGUCACCCAACCAGCGCAAGAACUCCAUGUUUGGGAGUCGGAGCACGAUUAGCGGCAUCAAGUUUGACGAUCCAUACAUAGAGGAUGGGAAGUGUAGUGAUAGAACGAGCUGGAAGACCACAGAUUCUGACGAUGAUUCAAGUUUGCAAACAAAACUCCAAGAUGAGUCGGGAUUGACCCUUAUGUACUCCAAGCAUGAGAAACUGCCUAUGAAAGACUUUUCCAUGGAAGUCAGAGCAACAAUGGAUGUCCAAAACUUUCUCAAAAAGACAGUUUUAAUUCUUGACCUUAACAAGGUCAGUUUGGAUGAAAUCAUCGAUGAAAUUCUCCACAAGCUGCUUGAUAGCUCUGGCAGUAAACACUCUUUUGACCAGGCCAGAUCAGCUCUCUUCACACAUGAUUGUGUUCAUCAGCUGAGUCGAACCCUUCAGUGUACCAGCAUAUCGGAGGGAGGGGGCUUUGAUUACGACCAGAACUGGAUCUGUGCUUUGGCCAGUAUACCCUCCAUCCAGUCCAGACAUGUAGGGAUAGCCCGCCUACACCACCCAGCUAACCUGGGAACCGCCAGUCAGGAGGUGUACUUUGUUAUUGUGGUCCUGACCCCCACCAAAGAGAAAGGAACAAAGAAUGAGUUGGAGACAGGGAGAACCUUUGCCACCAUCAUGUCUGACCCUGAGCUUCGUAUGAAGUUACUGGAGGUCAAUACAGAGCCGGAGUUCAAGGAAAUCCUGGAGGCUCACACCAACGCUCUGGCAGAGAAACAAAAGAACUGGGCCUCGGAGAAAGCCAUGUUUUCUGCUGAACAUCAAGAACAGAGUUCAUUCAGAUGUAGUUUGUUCCGGGGGAUCAGAGAAGACCUAAGGCGGAGAAUCCCUGUCUACGUCUCUGAUUUCAAAGACGGAGUGGUAGGAAACAAGUCGAUCCAGAAGACGAUUUCCACCACAUUCUUUCUGUACUUUGCCUGUCUGAUGCCCUCCAUUGCUUUCGGUGUCCUCAAUGCCAACAACACCAAAGACCAACUCAAUGUGGAGAAGGUUCUAUACUCUCAGACGUUUGGGGGUCUGGUGUUUGCGUUUUUUGGUGGGACUCCACAUAUUGUCCUCCUGACCACUGCACCGUUAGCUUUAUACACUAAAAUUAUCUAUAGUAUUUGUCAGGACUUUGACAUAGACUUCCCAGCUAUGUACGCUUGUGUAGGCCUCUGGAAUAGCUUCUUCCUGUUCCUGUACUCAGCGUUUGAUCUCAGCGUGUUGAUGAAGUGGUCAACAAGAUCCUCUGAGGAAAUUUUUGCGUUGUUUAUAUCCAUCGCAUUCUGCGUUGACGCUUUCAAGGAUGCUGUCAGUAACUUUGCAGCCCACUACAACAUUCCAGCUUGUUCCAUGACGACCACUGCUAACUCAGCAGUAAACUACUCCAUUACAUCGAAUCUCACAAACUCUGUCGCCUCUGUCGUAAACUCAACAGCUCCCCCUGGUGGUUGCGAGAGGGACGUCAGUCUUCUGUAUCUACUUCUGUUACUAGGGACUCUGUGGCUGGGUGUCACUCUGUAUAACUUUACGAUGACACCGUAUUUGAAUGCUGGGAAGCGAGAACUGCUGGCAGAUUACUCACUUCCUGUUGCCGUGGUGAUCAUGAGCUUCUUUGGCUCCUACAUUUUCAGGGAUGUACAGUUGGAUAGCAGUUUUACUCCCCGCGAGUUAUCGUUGGAGGUCUUUAAGGUGGUCCCCUUCCACAAUCUGUCUGUGGGGGCGGUGUUUGGAGCUAUGGGGCUGGGCUUCUGUCUGUCACUCUUGUUCUUCAUGGACCAGAACAUCUCAGCUGCUCUCGUGAAUGCUCAACAAAACAAGUUGAAGAAGGGGACUGCCUACCACUGGGACCUGCUGGUGUGUGGUGUAAUCAAUGCUGUCCUCAGUCUGCUGGCCUUCCCCUGGGUUCACGCCGCUCUGCCCCACUCCCCCCUGCACGUUCGAGCCUUGGCUGAUGUAGAGGAGAGGGUGGACCAAGGCCAUAUCUACCAAAUUAUUGUGCGAGUGAGGGAGACUCGACUAACUGCCAUCUUCUCCCACAUUCUGAUUGGUCUGUCACUACUGAUCCUGAACUACCUGGCCUAUAUUCCUACCCCGGUGUUGUAUGGUCUGUUCCUGUACGUGGGGGUCACCGCUUUGUACGGGAACCAACUGUUUGAGCGCAUCAUGCUGCUCAUCACAGAACAGAGUGCCUACCCACCAAACCACUACAUACGACGGGUCCCCCAGAGGACAAUCCACCUGUUCACCGUUCUCCAGCUGGUGCAGCUGCUGGUGCUGUGUGCGUUCGGCUUCACUCCCUACCCCUAUCUUAAAAUGUUCUUCCCAGUUCUCAUCUUCACACUCAUACCUCUCAGACAUAAGGUUAUUCCACGACUCAUUCGGCAGAAGUUUCUGAAGGCUAUUGAUGGUCAUUAGUCCAAUCAACAAAGAUUGAAAAUCCACGGUGUCUUAAAAUUUGGUUCCCAAAGAUGCGCCAUUCAGAGAUACUAAGAAGGUCACAAUGAAAGUUGUUGUUAGCAUAAGCUUUUAGUCUUUUGCAUUGUUUAUUUUAAUUUAUGCCACUUUGAUUUUUAAUUAAGCUUCAGGAGUGAUUUUAUUACCUUGUCUUGAAAGUACUUUAAAAAGACUUCAAAAAUGUCAAGGAUGAUGUGAUAUGCAAGGCCAAUUUGAUGGCAGUUUUUGUUUAUUUAGGUCAGUUUUAGGACUGCUAGUAAUUUAGUGACAGUAUAGACUCUAGUCAGAAAUACAAGAUUUUUACAUGUACUGAUAUGUUUUAGUUUUAACUGUUCUCCUUUCAUGUUAAGUUAUUUUGAACUUUCAGUUUAGCUUGGUCAUACAUGUAUCAUUUCACUCUUUUCUUUGUGAAAACUUGAGUUUUAGAUAUUAUUUUCCACAUCAUCAAUUCAGAAGAGCUUAAAGUGUAUAAUUCAAAGAGUAGUAUAUUGUUUGAGAUUAAUCAUUCAUUUUCAUAUUCAAAUCUGAAGAGAAGAUGGCAAUAUACUUAGAUCAUUGCAAUGUGGCAGAUGUCUUUUUUGUUAGUGAUAGCUAGUUUCCUCUCCAGUUGCAGUUUAUAUACAUUGUAAAUAAUCAACUUUUAAUUUUAAUAAUUGUUUGAGGUGAUGAAGUGGUUUGUUCUGUUAUUUACUAUUAGAUUUUAUUUACAUGUUGAUGCUGGUCAUAUACACUAUGCUUUGACUUUUCUUAGCAUGUAAAUGAUGCCGUCACUAAAUUCCCCAUGGCCAGUCAUUUUACCAUAACACUGUGUGUACAUGUUUAUCAUUAUAUUUAGUUUGUUUUUACAUGGUUGAAACUUGCAGCUUUUUAAAAAACUUUUUAAAUAAUGGCAAAUCCAGAACUAGUACAUGUACUGAUAAUUGCAUGUCCUCAUCAUGAAGUUAUGUGCCAUGCCUAUAAUGAUAAAUCGUAAUCGUCAUGUUCCAUGAUUCUACACUGUUAAGUCAUGUAUCAAUUAACACGAUUGUAUAAUCAUGACAUUUUUGAAUUGAUAAAUCAUAAUUUAGUAAUAUUCCAUGUAUAUAUGCUGGUAAAUCGUGUAUUUUGAGACACACAUUAUAUUUAUUUAACAUGCUUAUCAUGUACCAUGUUUAAAUACGAGUAAAUCACUUCAACAUGUCAUCAGCUGUCAGUCAUUGGUAAAUAUGAUCAGGUUUCUUGCCAUGUUUCAGCGCCAAACAUAAUGUGUUGAUAUGACAAAUUUUAAUUUAAUUGCCAUCUUUCAGUAGAGUAAAUCAUUUGGGUCAUUAAUAAACUUGUUAACAGUCCGGCACCAUUCAUGGUUAUAUGUUUUAGACUUCAGUAGCCAGAUUCCAUGUUUUUACUGGUCUUGUUUUUUUAUUGGAAGAUUUUUUGAGUGUUAGAGUUGUGUUCACUGUAGCAGUAUUUUUAUUGUUGAAUUUUGUACAAGUCACAAGCUUGACAUACACAAUGUCUUUCAUUAUCAAAAUAAUUAUUCAGUAUAUACAUGUAUACAUACAUUGAUUUCUAUUGAUAUAUGGGUAUGGAAGUGUCUUGGGUUUUUAAGCAAGUUUAGAUGUGUGGAUUACAGUUAGUAGUUCUGUAGAAAAGAUUUAGUUGUUUUAUAUUUUACCAUGAUUUGUGUACACAUGGAUUGUUAAUUACGGUCUUUCAGGAUCACAAUACGCAAUUCUGCAUACAGGUAUAUAUACCGUGUACACCUAUUGCGUGAUAUCAAAAUGUGUGAGUUUUUAUUACUAACGUGAGGUUGAUCCUCCUUAUAUGUAUAAAUAUACUAAUAUGGUUUGUGUGUGAAAAAAUACCACAAAAGUCUAGACCAAUUGGUUUACUAUUUUAAAAUAAUUAUGUUGUAAUAUGUAAAUGAUUAUCUGCAACAACAAAAUAAAAAAUGUAAAGUUAUAGUA